Messenger RNA from Leopardus geoffroyi (Geoffroy's cat), 1165 nucleotides. It is a transcript of the gene RNF151, whose product is annotated as ring finger protein 151. The transcript has 4 exons. Gene Ontology annotation, molecular function: zinc ion binding; ubiquitin-protein transferase activity. The record is from RefSeq and is a predicted model, not a curated record. Gene Ontology annotation, biological process: regulation of canonical NF-kappaB signal transduction; protein K63-linked ubiquitination; tumor necrosis factor-mediated signaling pathway. Lineage: Eukaryota; Metazoa; Chordata; Mammalia; Carnivora; Felidae. Gene Ontology annotation, cellular component: plasma membrane signaling receptor complex. Bases 385 to 1116 code for a protein of 243 amino acids.
GACCUGCUGGUGGGUCAGUGGGAAAAGUCCUGGACUCUUGGACAUCUGGCCUGAGCAGCACUAUUUGAGGAAGGGCAGGGGAAUGAUUCCUACUUUCCUGCCGAAGCCUCAGCUUUGGGAAAACAGCACCCAGAAGUUUGGUUCCCGGCCUGGUACUGCCUGGGGAUCAGGCAGAGGCUCCAGACACCUGCCCCCGGUCCACACUGCCUACCUCUCAAUUAUAAGCAAGGGCUAGAUGGUACAGAAUACCUACCAGUGGGCCCUGGACCAAGGCUGUGAUUGGCCUGAGCCGGACAAUGCCACUGUGAUGUCGGCCCACUCCUGCUGUGAAAUGGAGGCUCCUGAUCCCUGGGGGUCAGUGGAGCUGCCGUCCAGACACAGAUCAUGAGUGGCGGGUAUGAUCUCAACCUCUUCGCCAGCCCUCCCGACUGCAGCUUCCUGUGCUCCGUAUGCCACGGGGUUCUCAAGAGGCCAGUGAGGCUGCCAUGCAGCCACAUCUUCUGCAAGAAAUGCAUCCUCCGGUGGCUAGCCAGACAAAAGACCUGUCCGUGCUGCAGGAAAGAAGUGAAACGGAAAAAGAUGGUCCAUGUAAAUAAACUUCGGAGGACCAUUGGCCGCUUGGAAGUCAAGUGCAAGAACGCAGAAGCUGGCUGCUUAGUGACAUGCCCCCUGGCCCAUCGCAGGGGGCACCAGGACUCCUGCCCUUUUGAGCUGAUGGCUUGUCCCAACGAGGGCUGCCCGGCACGGGUGCCGCGUGGGGCCCUGGCCGAGCACCGGCAGCACUGCCAGCACGGGGCCCGGCAGCACUGCCCACUGGGCUGUGGGGCCACUCUGGGCCCGGUGGAGCGUGCCCACCACAACUGCUACCAGGAGCUGCGUGAGGCCUGGAGCCAGCGGCAGGAGCGCAGCCGGAGCCUGGUGCUGGGCCUCCUGCGGCGUGUGCGCAAGGUGCACCACGCCACCAACUUCAUCCGCAGGCAGCUGGCCCAGCUCCGGGACUUCCUGCGGGAGGACGACGCGCUGAUCGUGGGCACCCCGCAAGAGGAGACUGAGGCCACCCCAGAAGGCAGCACUGGGGCCGAGGUGUGGGGAGCCCCGGGCUUAGGUACCUUGUAAUUAGAGACGUAAAUAAACGCGGAGCCCAGGCCUGGCCCCCCCCCUACCA